This is a messenger RNA of Sitodiplosis mosellana (orange wheat blossom midge), 13835 nucleotides long. RefSeq names its product mucin-2 (gene Cht6). Bases 743 to 13123 code for a protein of 4126 amino acids. Gene Ontology annotation, cellular component: extracellular region. Gene Ontology annotation, molecular function: chitin binding; chitinase activity. The record is from RefSeq and is a predicted model, not a curated record. Lineage: Eukaryota; Metazoa; Arthropoda; Insecta; Diptera; Cecidomyiidae. The transcript has 14 exons. Gene Ontology annotation, biological process: carbohydrate metabolic process; chitin catabolic process.
AUGAGCUUCAGUGCAUUGGUGACCACAUUGGGUAUAAGACGUUUUUCUAAGACCACACUCGUUCGUACGAGUGAACCGUUUUUUUUGUUGUUGUUUAAGUAAACACCAACCAAGUAAAAUGAUUAAAGUGAUGGAUUUUUCGACAUGAUCAACCAAUUUACCAACGUCUAUCGUUCACGAAGCGGAAUUAAGUGACACAGCGAGAGCUAAAAAUAGCGAAACAUGUUUUAGAGAAAGAAAUUAAAACUGUUCAAGAAUUAAUAAAAAGUGACUUAAAAAAAAAAAAUUUGAAUAUUAUCUUGCCUGGCGAAUCGGCAAAUUGGAGAUUAACGACGGAAACGGACAAUGUGUUUAACAUAUCAUUGCUGUAUAGCACAGUCAACGAAAGAGACUAUUGAACUGAAAUCCAUAGAAAAUUAGUUUUUGGUGAAGAGAUCUUAUUGAACAAACGAAUCUUGUUUUUUUUUCAAAUCCACUGUGACAAUAUUUGCACGAAGACACCCCAAAAAUAAAAACGAGUUUAUUUUACCGAAAAGUGAUAGCGGGGACGUGAUUCAAUUUCAGUGUUUUUUCAACCGAGAAAAAAAAACCAUUCACGUCAAGUGAGAGGAGACUUUUAACCGAAAAACAGAUCGACGUGAUUCGAUCGAAACAAAGCAAUUUUGGUCCAAAAAUACCGAGAACUUGAAGUGACGUAUCCUGUCAUAAUUUGGGAUUCAUCGGUAAAAAUCAAUCGUCGAAAAUGCUUCCGAUAAGGCGAGAAGCAUUUUCAUGGAUUCUGGUGCUGCUGAGUCUGGCUGCCACCAUCGAAACAAGCCAAACGAGUGAAGGGCGCGUUGUAUGUUACUACACAAAUUGGAGUAUAUACCGGCCUGGCACCGCUAAAUUCAGUCCACAGAAUAUCAAUCCAUACUUGUGUACGCAUUUAAUCUAUGCUUUUGGCGGCUUUACUAAGGACAACAAAUUGAAACCAUUCGAUAAGUAUCAAGAUAUCGAAAAAGGAGGCUAUGCCAAGUUCACUGGAUUAAAAUCCUACAACAAGAACUUGAAAGUGCUUCUGGCUAUCGGUGGAUGGAAUGAAGGUUCAAGCCGAUUCUCAUCAAUGGUUGCCAGCGCUGAUCGACGACGUGAAUUCGUGAAAAAUACCGUGAAAUUCUUACGUCAAAAUCACUUUGAUGGUCUUGAUUUGGAUUGGGAGUAUCCAGCUUUCCGAGAUGGUGGCAAACCACGUGAUAAAAAUAAUUACGCUCAAUUUGUACAGGAAUUGAGAGAAGAGUUUGAACGUGAAUCGGAAAAAACCGGAAGACCACGAUUGCUGUUGACCAUGGCAGUGCCGGCUGGUAUUGAAUACAUUCAGAAGGGAUACGAUAUUCCAAAGCUCAACAAAAACUUGGAUUGGUUCAAUUUACUUACCUAUGAUUAUCAUAGCGCAUUUGAGCCAUCGGUUAAUCAUCACGCUCCGCUGUUUCCACUUGAAAAAGCAUCCGAAUAUAAUUAUGAUUCGGAAUUAAACAUUGAUUACAGUAUUAAAUUUUACAUCAAUGAGGGAGCUGACCCAAGCAAAUUGGUUCUCGGAAUUCCAACUUACGGUAGAACUUACACUUUGUUGAACGAAGAAUCAACCGAUAUCGGAGCACCAACUGACGGACCUGGCGCACAAGGCGAUGCAACACGUGAAAAGGGCUAUUUGGCAUACUAUGAGAUUUGCCAAGGAAUAAAAGACGACGAUAGUUGGACCGUUGUGCAACCAAAUCCAAAUGCAAUGGGCCCGUAUGCAUUCCGUGAAAAUCAAUGGGUUGGCUAUGAUGAUGAGGCGAUCGCUCGUAAGAAGGGAGAAUAUGUAGUGGCAAAUGGCUUGGGUGGAAUUAUGUUUUGGUCAAUUGAUAACGAUGAUUUCCGUGGCACAUGUCAUGGUAGACCGUAUCCAAUCAUUGAAGCAGCCAAAGAAGCUAUGCUCAACAAAAUUGGUGGCAACGAAAAUGAAGUCCUGACUCCAGCCAGGCGUAAGAAGCCAAGCCGUUCACGCAGUCGAACAAAUGCGAGCUCAAAAACCAACAAUGUGAACGAUCAAGAUGAGGAAAAGACCACACAACGACGACCAAGCAGCUCGCGACGAAAGCCAACAAGUAGUCCAGCCACAAAAGAAGCAGUCCAAUACUCAAGUGCUCGUACAACAACUCCACCACCGCCAACCACACCAGAUCCAGGUUCUGAUUUCAAAUGCGAAGAAGAAGGUUUCUUUCAGCAUCCAAGAGAUUGUAAAAAGUAUUUCUGGUGUUUGGACAGUGGUCCAUCGAAUUUAGGCAUUGUUGCCCAUCAAUUCACUUGUCCAUCUGGUUUAGUAUUCAACAAACUCACCGAUUCAUGCGAUUAUACGCGUAAUGUUCAGUGCGAUAAACCAAAAGCAACAACACAAAGUGCAACAACGGAAAGUACAACCAAAGUUUCAUCAACGGUAAAGAGCAUUAUUAUUGGAAGACCUUCAACAACAACAACGGCUCAACCAGAAGAAGAAGAAGAAGAAGAGGAAGAAUACGAUGAAGAUGAAGAAGAAGAAGCACCAGAAGAAGAUACAAAAACGGUUAACACGAAAAUCGAACACGCACUUGAAGAAGAAGAUCCAGAGGUGAUCAAAGAAUUGAUUAGUUUGAUUAAAAAAGUAGGCGGUCUCGAUGAAUUGGAAAAACAACUGCAAAUGCGAUUGAAUCAAAACUCGGUCGCAUAUUCAAGAAUCGGUGGCACUGAUAAAACGACAACUACAACUACAACCGUUUCUCCAAUCAGCCAAUCACUGUAUAACAAAGUUCUUGGUACAAAGCGUGGCAGCCUUCGCACACAAAAAAUAAUUAGCAGUGGCACAUCAUCGAAUACUGAAAGCGAAAUUGCACCAUUGGUUCAACGACAAAAUAAAGAGAACCGUUACUCGUCCGUUAUCCGAAAUAGUCGACCACGACCACAGAACGAUGGACUCGAUCAAUUACCAGAAGUUGAAGGUGGUGGCAUCUUUCGAGAGAGACCUCAAUACACAACAAUCACACGCACUCAAGCACCAAAAACACACGAUUCGGAAGAAGAAAGUGAAAUUGGCAACGCUACGCCAGCAAAUGUUGAGAAUGUUAAUGAAGAUGACAACAAGGGUCCAACAACGCAUCAACCAGUUUUCAGUUAUGUAAACAUUCAAAGAGCUAGACCAUCAAGCACAGCUGCACCGGUCGAAGACCGCGGUAACGAAAGCGAUGAUGAAGCCGAGGAGGAAGAAGAUGAGCAGCCAGCUUCAGUUCAACCGACAACCACAACCAAAAUGCAGUAUGUCAACAUUCAACGGAUUCGACCCACAAAACAACAAUACAUUUCAGAUGAAAUUGAAAGUGAAACACCCGCUCCGGAGACAAAAUAUCAAACGGUGAGCCGUAAACGUCCAACAACCACUCAAGUCAGCAUAAUCGACCAAGAUGACGACCAAGAUGACGACCGAUUGGAUGGCCAACGUGUUUCAUCGUCAACAACAACGGUAGAAAGCGUAAAUAAUCAUUUUACACAAACACCUGAAACAUCAACACGAUCUUAUGGCAGUUUAAAUCGCCGUACAACUACAAUACAAACAGAACAAUAUUCCACACCACAAACAUCAUCGUCAUAUCCUUAUCCCAGCACGACAACGUCCAAAGUGACAACAAAUAACGCAAACGAUAAUACAAACACACACGAAUCACAAUACACAACCAAUUCGCCAACACAAUUAAAUGAUUUAGGCAUAGAACUAACCAGUACAUUGACAUCAAACAUUGACACAAAUUCAAAUGCAUUCAUAAGCGAUGACGAUAGUUUGACCAGUAACAAUAACAAAAAAAGUGACACCGAUCCCCAAUUAAUACCGACUAAUCAGCCCAAUUUAACCAAUUCAAAGUUUUCCUUUUCGUCCGUCAACACCGACCAAGGUCAAGCAAAGACUGACCAAGAAGAACAUUUGAUAGGUUCAAAAUUGACAACGACUUCUUUACCGACCGAAAAUCCAUCUAGUCCUACUGUCACUCCAAGUUCUUUUGUAGUUGAUCAUCAUCAAAAUGAAUUUGUCACUACGCAAAGCAAUCAAAUCGAAAUGUCGUCGGUGUCGUCUAUGUUUAAGCCGACGUAUGGUGGUGGCAUUUCAAGCCCACGACCGUUUACGAAACGAACACGUGGAACAACCACCACCACAACAACCAGUACCACUGAAUUAACGCCCACCGUCGCUGAUAAUGGCUCAGAUAACGAUGCCAAGGUGAGUGUCGCAAGCAAUCAAAACAAUGACAACGUUGGCAAUAAUCUUGUUAUCGAGAAUUUACUCACAAAAGAAUUACAAGGUUUGCAGGUAAGUGGCAACAAUGCAAACAACGAUGAUGCAUUGAAUGUUACGCUCUACUCGAUUGCAAAUGCGACAAAUAACGAUGAAUAUACAAACGAUUUGACCUCACAUAGUAUUCAAACCUCUGAUUCUCUAUCUUCUAAUAAUUCUGAAGCUCCUUCUUCUUCUUCUUUUUCUACCACUACUGUCUCUCCUAUUGUAAAUAGUCCAACCGCUUCUUCUGCUAAUACUCGAUUUAGAAACAAAUCUCGUGUAAAUAAGCAACAAACAACCGAACAAUCGGAUGUGUCAUCGACACAACGAACGGUAUAUCGUCGUCUACGUACACGACCACCGGCCAGAAAUUUAAACAUUGACAAUCAAAAGCCGUCAAAUCCAAUAUUGGAUGACAAUGUACGACAUGUGACUUAUAAUAUCGUUCGACAGAAUGUGGAAAAUACAGAAACUGAAGCCAAAAAUGAGGUUCAAGGAAAUGAAUACAGUGCAAAAAAUAACGAUCGCGCAAAUGUUAUUCGUCAAAAAUCACCAUCGCGUCGUUAUCGACCGCAAUUGAAGGAUUUGUUGCAAGAAACUUCAAAUGGAUUGCCAGCAAUUUCGGCAAACAUUGAUCAAGGUGAUAGAAACUAUCGCCCCGAUCAAAUGAGUUACGAUUUUAGUUCGUUGACUUCAAUCGAUUUGAGUAGAAAGAAUACGCAACAACAGGCCAUUCGAUCACGUGGCCGUGGUUCAAAUCGACGAACAUCCAAUCGAGCUGAAGCUGUUUUUGGAGAAAAUAAAGAAGAAUUUCAUGCGAAAAAUCAAGGAAAUGAACAAAUACAAGAACAAGAAUUCCAACAACCAGCUCCGUCGACACCUCGAAGCACUUUACGUCGAGGUGGCAAUAGAUUUAAAAGCCGAACACGUGUUUCAAGCCAAGAAGAUUCAUUUGUUGAACAAAGCCGUGAUGCACCAUUGACCGAGACAACUUCAGCUGUUCCGGAUUCAGACGAUCAGCCAACUGUUGUGCCAUUGGCUCGAAAAAUCAACAUUGACACUUCAUUCCAAAAUCGAUUGAAUGCCGUCGAACGGAAGAAGCCAUUUAGUAAAAGACCAGGUGGCGAUUCGCCCAUUAUUUUCUUACAUCCAAAUCGUUUUUCCGCCAAAAUCCCACCCCAAGUUGAUUUCAAUGCAUUGAAUUUGAAUGCAAAUUUGAAUUCCAAUUUGAAUCCAAGUUUAAAUGUUAACAUAAAUACCAAUUCUAAUGCUCAAAUUGACACUCCCUCAAGUACUGAAUUGCCGCUUACAACUGAGUCUCUGCUAAAUUUAAUUGGCGACUAUGACAAACACGUUCCAAUUGUUUUAGACGCAAUCGAAAGUACUACGAAUGAAGAAGAACAGUACGGCACUGAUCGCUUAUUCAGACAAAAAGUCGAAGAAAUUCAAGAAAUUAUCGAUAGUUUCGCAUCAACCGAAUCGGUUGAAACAACUACAAAAGCAAAGUUUGUUUCACGUGUGACUCCAAGUACAGGUAAUUUGAUAAAUAUUGCCAAAGCCAUUAAUGCUCUACAUGGCGAAGAUGUUGCAUUCCAAUCGACCGAAGUACCACUUGCAAUUGAGUCAAGCACUGCUGCUGCUGCGGCUGCUGAAGCUAAUGCAGUUAGUCCAGCAAAUCCAGAUAAUUUGGCCAGUUUAGCAAAUGCUUUAAAUUCAUUGGACGUUGAAUUGACGGCCAACUCAGGAGCUUUGAGCAGCUCAACUGAAAGUGUUCAAGAGCCAUCACAGGAGAAUGAAGCAUUUGUUCGCAAACGAAUUCAAUUUGCUAGAAAACGUUUCCAAACGACAAGUACCGAAACAUCAAGUUUGGAGGAAAAUAGCGUGAGCUCCAUUGAAAGUUCAUCCGAAACAAAUGAACAAGAGUACCCAGUAUCAAGCACUGCACAAGCAGUUUAUGAAAGCUCAUCAUUGCCACCAAAUGCGAAUCGACGACGACGACCAUCGAUUAGACGAACCACAACUGCAGCACCGAUUGACGUAAGUGUUUCCACUGAAAAUGAUUUCAACGAACGGCGUCGAUUGCAAUCAAGAAGAAGGUUCAGUUCGACAACCACCGAACAAAAUUUGGCGUCAAAUGAAGAAUUCCCAAGCUCAACGGCAAGAACUCAGCAAAAAGUGUACAGAGGUCGUGUCAAAGCAUCACAAGACACAGUCAAUCGUUAUUUGAAUCUGGUUACUGCUAGCGCUGAACUUGAAAAUCCAACCGAAAAUAUCGGAUUGCAUCAAAGUUCAUCGGUUGUGCCAUUUUUCGGAUCAACCACCGAGACGACUGUGGUUAGUCCAGCUAGCCCCAGCUCGUUGGCAAAUUUGGCCAAUGCCAUCAACACAUUGGAUGUUGAAUUGACUGCAAACUCAGGAGCUGCUUUGGAAAAGGAAGAAAACCAAGCAAGCGUUGAACAAACAUCCAGCGAGCAAUCAUCAACUGAGCAAUCGAAUGAAAGCCCAUCGUUGGCAAGUCUUGAAGUUAUCACUGAAACCGGCGACAUUAAAUCCAAUUUGAAUUCAGGUGAAACGACCGAUGGCCAAGUUUUCGAACCAAACAGUCCAACUCCAUCGAAUCCACCGCAUCGGAAUGUUGUAAUUAGACGACGACCGGUCAAUGGACAACGAGUUGAAAGUAGUUCGAUUGAAACUCAAUUGGCGAAUGAGAAUGAAAAUUCGGAAAUUGCUCAAACCGGCGAAGUGACACGAAAUGAUGAACGACGACGCAAAAUCUUCCGUAGUCGAGUUCGAGCUCAAACGGCCAUCAAUGCGGAAAAUGCCGAUAAUAGUGGCGAACAUCGAACAUUCACGGUUGAAUCACGUCGUCGUCGUAUUCAAGGUAGACCAACCAGCACUGAGGCCACUCUUGAGGAAAACGUUUCACAAGCAGAAAAUGAUCAAAACGAACGAAAUGAACAGAAUAUUGACAUUCAAGCCACACGCCAACGACGACCAUUUCCUCGCAGACGCUUUUCGACCACAACCACUGAAGUGUCGGAAUUGAAUGAAAAUGCUCAAGACGAAAACGUUCAAGACGAAAAUGUCGAAGAAAAUUCACAAAGUAAUGAAGAAGCUACGCGUGAACAUGUUCAAUUUCCAAGAAGACGUUUCCGAACCACAACCACCGAGGCUGCAAAUUUAGAAGAAAAUAGCGAAAGCUCCACUGAAAAUACUCCCGAAUUUGAUACAGUGAGUGUUGAGAAUGAUGAGAUCAAUUCAAUCCGACAGCGAACAUACAUUCGUGAAGAAAGUACGGAUGGUCUAAGACGAAGACCUCCUUUCCAACGACCAUCUUUCCAACGUGCAAGAACAACAACGGAGGCAGCCGAAACGAUAGAAGAGAAGAAUUCCAAUGAAAAUUUGAAUAAUGAAAAUGAAAAUGGAAAUACACGUGCACGAGUUCCAGUUUUCAGAAAACGGCCAUACGCUCAACGAACCACCAAAACUGAAUCAGCCGAAGAAUUGUUUGAAAGUUCCGACUCAAAUUUGAAUGAAAAUGAAAAUGGCGGUGAAAGUUUGAACACAGACAAUGAAAAUCAACGCCCAAAUACACGUGUUCGAAUCCCGAGUCUUCGUCAACGACCAUUCGCUUCAAGAACUCGCACUACAACUGAAUCGGUUGAAGAGGUCAGUGAAAAUGAUGAUAAUGAAAGCGUCAGCGAGAGUACCAAUGAAAAUGCCGAAGAAAACCAAAGCGAAGAUGAGAAUAAAAACACUCGUAUCCGAGUUCCAGUUUUCAGAAAACGGCCAUACGCUCAACGAACCACUACAACUGAAUCAGCCGAAGAAUUGUUUGAAAGUUCCGACUCAAAUUUGAAUGAAAAUGGCGGUGAAAGUUUGAACACAGACAAUGAAAAUCAACGCUCAAAUACACGUCUCCGAAUCCCGAGUCUUCGUCAACGAACAUUCGCUUCGAGAGCUCGCACCGCAGUUGAAUCGGUUCAGGAAGUAAAUGAAAGUGAAAAUACCAACGAGAACGUUGAAGAAAACACAGGCAAUGAAAAUACUCGUGUGCGAAUUCCGGCUCUUCGCCGACGACCAUUCGCUUCAAGAACACGCACCACAACCGAAUCGGUUGAAGAAGUGAGUGAAAAUGAUGGAAACGAAAAUGUCAACGAGAAUACCAGUGGAAAUGUAGAAGAAAAUCAAAGCGAAGUUGAAAAAAAUACCACUCGUGUUCGUAUUCCAAUCUUUCGUAAACGUCCAUACGCUCAACGAACCACCACGACCACUGAGUCAGCGGAAGAGUUGAAUGAAAAUGCUGAAGAAAAUGUGAGUAAUGAAAACGAAACAGGAAAUUCGAAUGAAAAUGCAAGCACAAAACUGCGCGUUAGAAUUCCAGUCCUUCGUCGCCGUCCAUUUGGUUCGAAAACAAGAACAAGCACAACCGGAUCGACUGAAGAAGUGAAUGAGAAUGAUCAGGAGAAUGUCGAUAAUCAGACAAAUGAAGGCAGUUCUGAAAGGACAAAUUCACUAAGUUCAUUUUCACAGACACGCUCAAAGCAGCAAUAUCGGCGUCCAUUCGGCCGAACUCGAUUCACAACCACCGAAGCAUCGGCUGAAAAUCAAGAACAAGAACAAGAGCAAGAGCAAGAGCAAGUGAGUGAAGAGAGUAACGCUGAAUCAACACCACGAUCGCGCCCAACAUACAAACGAAAGAAGAUCACAUCAUUCAAACCAAUAAAUAUCGAAGAGAGUUUGGCUCGUGGUGCAGCCGGUGGUCGAAUUCGAUUGGGAACAAAAGCACCUCAAGUUGAACCCGAACAAACUGAAGAGGUUGAGACAACAAGAACCGAACGUUUGAAAGUCAAUCGAAAACUUUUUGCAAAUCGUAAAACUACCACACGAGCUCCAAUUACAACGACCACCGAAAAUAUUAUCGUUGAAGACAGUGCCACUGAAUUCGGCACAGAGAUCAAUGAAAUCGGCGCAACGGAAGCGAAUGAAGUUGGCGUUACUCAAGUGAACUUUGAGUCAAAUGACAUUGAAGCGGGCACAUUGAGCGAUUUGAUUGCAAGCACUGAAGUUUAUAAUGAUUUGAGUGAAUCGGCAAAAGUAUCGUCGACGCAAAGUGCAAGUGAGGAAACUGCAACCGAAUUGAACAGUGAAGCUGGUGAACAAGAAAGCAAAUCGGAUUUGGAGAUAAAAACAGAAUCAAACUCAGAACUGAAUUUGGAAACAAGUUCCGAAGCAAUUAUUGAACCGAGUACAACAACGACUGUACGGCCCGGUGUUAAAACACGGAUUCUAGCGGCUCAAAGAGCCAAUCUGAACAGCAACUUGAUCAAGCGCAGAAAGAAGCUUCGUACAACUACAGCUGCGCCAGAGGAAACGCCAGAAUCAUCAAGCGAAAGUGCUGAACAAGAAGUCCGAACUCAUGAGAGAAUAAGAGGUUUCAGACCGGCAUCAUUGCGAACAAGCCGUAAACAAUUGAUCGGAACAAAGGAAGAAAUUGUGAAUAACCUCGAUGAAACAAAGGAAGAAAAUGAUCAAUCGGGCGAUCAAACUGAUCAGGAGGCGGAAAGGCCACAGCCAUUCUAUUCAUCGAAAUUCACAAGAGGUCGUAUCACAGUUCGUCCUCCACGACCAUCAUUCAGUUUGAGUACAGCAACUGAACCAUCCAACGAAUCCGGUUCACCGGUUACAAGUCGUGGUUUUACUCGUAAAUUCACAAAAGUCUUUAAAUUGCCGAACAAUCCAACUGACGAUUCUGCCGAUCAAUUACAAGAAAAUGUCGAAGAAAAUCAAAAUGGAGAAAAUGUUGAAAAUCAAUCCGAAGAGGUUCAAACUCAGUCAAGAUUUGUUUCGAAAGGCUACCGUUCGAAUAAAUUCUCGAAAAAUACGGUAACAAGUAAUGUGGGCAUUCAUCCAGCCUCGUUGCGGCCGUUUGUAAAACGCCCGACACAAAGUACAACCGAGGCGACAGUAGUUUUAGAUGGUGUCAAUGUGAACGCACUCAAUGUUCGUAAUCAUAAUUUGUUUAACAAAAAUAGUAAAAAACACAGUCAAUUCUUGAAAACCACCACAUCCAACGAUCAAAAACAAUCAUCACCGUUCAAUACUAACACAGAACAGGAUGAACAUACAUUUACAGAUACACCAAUCUAUGAAUUGGCGCACACAGAAAACCCAUCAUUUGAUCAACAAUUCAUUGGCACCGAAUCGAGUGUCAAUGAUGAUGUUGAAUCUAACACAAAUACACUAACUGACGAUGAUGAUAGUCGUGAUGCAACCACAACAACCAUAUAUACAUCCAUAAAUGCCAUAAACGAACAAGAUCAAUCAUUUGAACAAGAACGGUCUGCGACCGACAACAUACCCACUGAACAUUAUUUGAAUUCAAUAAAUUUAGUAGAUAACUUACAGGAAACGGCGACCAUCAAACCAUCUCGAAAGUACGCGAAACCAACAAUGGCCACACCGACCACGGUCAAACCAACCACGUAUCAUCAUGUAUUUGCCAUCGAUUAUGAUGAGAAUCCAUUAGAAAAACAUUUUAAAAAUAGUCAAAAGCCAAAUGAAAUUGGCCAAGAUGAUCCAAAUGCGGAGGUUAUCUCGAAAAAGGUGGAAAAAUUGGCCGAAGUGAGUCGUAUUGUUGAGGUGUAUUCGCAACAGCGAAGACAAACCAUUCAACGCAGCAGUCCGAAUGGUAGACCCAAAACGGAAAACUCUAAUUUGAUAAUCGAACGUUUGCCAACCGUAAAUAAGCUCGGUGAAAUCAAUCGUGUUACAUUGAUUAAAUUGGUUGAUCAUCAAAAUGAUACAAAUGCUAAGGCCAAGGAAUUUUUAACAUUUCUAACGACAACGGCACGGCCGGCUACCGAUGACGACAAUGUAUCGCCGAAAAAAGUGCAAGAGAAAAAAUCGCGGCAAAUCAUAUUGCCCGACAAUAUAUUCAGUGUUGAAACGUCAACCAUACCGCUCGAAGGUUUAUUCCAAACUGAUCGUAGUGGUAAAAAAUUGAACAUCGUCUAUGCAACCACAUCGGACGAUUCCUAUUUGAGAAGCAGUCCAAGUCCAGUGUUUAUACCUCAAAGCACAACCGAAUCAUCGUCGGUGGCACAGACGACCGUUGUCGAUUAUUUCGGCGAUACAACGGCCGAUGCCGUGAACGACAUUCAUGUUGUUAAGGCCGAUCAACCAAAUACAUUGCAAAUUAACGAUUCCGCACCGCCAUUAGUCAUUUCAUUAGCCAAUUUAGACAAUGUCGUCCUAAGCCAAUUACCACCGAAAAACUCAACAACAACCACCACAACAACAACAAAACACACCAAAGCAAAUGCAUUCGAUGGUGCGGUUGCUUCCUCCGGGAAGGUAAGCACAAUUAUUGAUGCACCGCAUAUAGUAGUUGAACACAGCACAGUAGAUAACAUAGAUGAGUCUGGUUCGCCUGUUGUAAACACACAAACCAGUUACAGCAGCGAAAUAACCCAAACAAAAGUCAAAUUGUCACAAUUAAAACGAACAAAUGCACCUAGCGAUACAGAUGCCCCAUCUGAGGAGGUUCGUCCACAAUAUCGUCCUGGGUUCCGUCGUCCAUCGAUCAGCGUGCAGAAGAAAUCGAAACCAACGCAAUCAAAUGAUAUCACCGACACGACUGAAUCAUCCGCUUCAGUUACGACGCGCAAGAGCUCCAACAGUCCAUACGUGCGAAGAAGAUCGCGACCAACCUAUAUCCCCACAACAUCGCACACAACCGUCGCUGCAAUCGCAUCUACCGUUGCCAAUCGUAACAACGACACGAUCGUUAACAAAAUUCUUCAACGCAGAAAAUUCGGGCGCCCAUCAUCAUCCUCAGCUGCUGCUGUUGUUGCGACAACGAACAACGCAAGCGAAAGGAAACGUGUAUCACCAACAAAAACUCGUCCAACAACGGAAUCAGCAGUGACAGUCGAAAAUACACGUCGAACACCUAAUCCAUUAUUCCGUCGACGAUUUGGGUACACAUCAACAACAAAAUUACCAAAGACUACGACGAUAGAACCGGAAACAGUGUCAAUUUCUGGCAUUGGUAGCGCCCGUCAUUCAUCGGAUCAAGACCAUGAGCCAAGCAUUGUUGACAAUAGAAAGUUCUCGCAAAGCAAUCAAAUCGAUUUGGGUACCGAAAUUAUAAGCCAGGGCUUAGGUGAAGCUAUCACAUCAAUUUCGCGUGCACCUUUGCCAUUCGUUGUAUCGACAACUGUACGUAAUGUGAAGAUUACAACACCCGGAGCAGUAAAAUACGACGAUGAUACGGAAUAUCAAAUAUCGAAACGAGCCGAUUCUCUGUCCAGUGGAUCAAUAAAGCCAUCGCAACACUUUUCAUCGACGGUGGGGCCCGAAUUGUUGUUACCACACAGCGAAAUACAGGACAGUCAAGCUCGACCAUCGCGUGAUUUUAAACGUACCCAAAAAGUAAUUCGAACAUUUAGCCAGAGCAAUUUAAAUUCCGAUCCAAAUGCAAAAGUGACGGCCACAUUGAAAGAAAAACCGAAAAAAAUCGCUUUUCGUCCGGCAAGCGACUACGAUUACUACGAUGAUGAUGACAGCAUCAUUGGCAGAUCCACGUCAAAGGUAAAAGUCAUUCUGCAUGAUGCUGGCAUAAUUGAAUGUUUGGAUCAGGGCAAUUUCCCGCAUCCACUGUCGUGUCGAAAGUUCAUAUCCUGUGCAAAAAUGGAAAUUGGAGGCGUUGUCGGUUGGGAAUAUACGUGUCCCAAAGGUUUGAGCUAUGAUCCAGUUGGUGGCAUCUGUAAUUGGAGCGCUGGACUUGGAUGCAAAGAAUAAAUCUGGAUGCAAAGAGUGAGCGUGCACCGCAGAAACGCAUCAAUUUGAAAUACAGUCAUCAUCCUCCAAUCGAAUUAAGUCAUCUAUUUCAUAGACGGAUAUAGAAAACGUUGUUGUUAACAAAGAAAAAAGAGUGUGUUUAAAUUUAUUUGAAUUUUUUUUCUUCUGUCUGUUUAUUUGUCUACUCGCCCAAUCUCACUUUGUCCUCUGCUUUAACAUAGGACCUCUUCUAUAGGAAUUUACAACGUUAGUCCAUAAGUAUUUAAAUGUUUGAGUAGAUUUCAACGUUAGCAUAGUAUUGAUAGGUAUAUCGGAAUAAGUUUUUCCGAAUUUGAUCGAAGCAAUUAUUUUUUCUGUGAAUGAUUGUUUAAGAGUCAACAACAAAAAAAAAAAUAAUAACCUGUGCCUAAACUGAAUAUUCAAACGAAACAAAAUGCCGAAACAUUGGCAUUGUUUCGAGUUCAAGGCUGAAAUUUAUCUCCCUCGAAAUUAAUUUUACAACAAAAAAAGAACAUCAAUUUUACUCUCCAUUUCCAGAAUUUUUGAUAUCAAUAUAUUAUAAUCGGUAUUUAACGUAGAGCAGAAGCAUAUCGACAUGUAUUAUAUUUAAUUUAAUGACAAUGAAAUUACAAAAUAUUUAAGUAAAACCAAUCUUAUGUGGCAUUUUAAGCGAUAAAAAUAAAUGUGAACAAAAUCGAUAGAGUAAACACAA